Messenger RNA from Fraxinus pennsylvanica, 1590 nucleotides. Lineage: Eukaryota; Viridiplantae; Streptophyta; Magnoliopsida; Lamiales; Oleaceae. The record is from the annotation of a GenBank genome assembly.
AUGAGUUCUUCACGGAGAAAAACCGCGCGUAUAAUCUUCGUUGCCAUGGUCCUGGCCUUAAACUUCACACAACUUGCAGGACUGCCAACUUCUUCCAACCCUUACGAUUCAGGGAGAUACUUGGCUGAAGCAGAUAGUGUUUCAGAACCAAUUAAGCAAUCAGAUGAUACCGUGAGAAUCGACCCUUUGGAAAAUUUCAAGAAAUACAGAGGAGGAUAUGACAUAACAAACAAGAAUUACUGGAGUUCUACUGCCUUUACGGGGAUAUAUGGAUAUGCAAUUGCAGUAGUUUGGCUUCUAUGCGGUGUUGGAUAUGGAGGGUUUCUUCUUGUAACGAGAACCUGUUGUAGGAAUAACAGAAAGCUCAAGAAGAGAUCACCUUGUCAUAAGCAGUGUUAUCUACAGCCUCUGCUAUUGGCCACUUUCUUUACCAUCCUAGCUGUAACUGCAACUGGCCUGGUUCUUGGAGGGAAUGCGAAGUUCCAUUCCAGAGCAAAGACUGUGAUAGACAUUAUCAUUGAUACAGCAGAUGAUGCAUCAGAUACCAUACGUAAGGCGACGGGAGCAAUGAAGAACAUGAGUACCAAUUUGGGAGAAGCUAAUGGAAGUACUGAGGCUACAAACUUCCUAACUUCUACAUCUCUAAGGCUCGACUCUCAGGCCUCAGACAUAGAAAGACAAGCAAGGAAGAAUAGAAGAGCGAUUGAUAAGGGCCUCAAGAUAGUGUACAUAGUUACUACGUUGACAAUUUCAUUGAAUUUGGUUGCCGUAAUUUCUCUACUAGUUUUUCGAGUACUAAAAUUUCGGAGGAUUCUUUCAAUAUUAAUUGCACUAUGCUGGAUCCUCACUAUCCUCUACUGGGUGUUCUUUGGGAUCUAUUUCUUCCUCGGAAACUUUGUUGGAGACACAUGCACAGCACUUGAAAGCUUCCAACAGGACCCGUACAACAACAGCUUAAGCUCCAUUCUUCCAUGCGAUGAUUUGCUUUCAGCAAAAUCUGUCUUAACUGAUCUUAGUGCCGGGGUUUACAACCUGGUGAACGAGGUGAACAAUAACAUAUCUUCAUCAUAUGCAAACAUAGUUCAAAUUUGCAACCCUUUCUCGCCACCCCCUGAUUAUGAAUUUCAGCCCGGGAAUUGUACAGCCAGUUCAAUCAAAAUAGGAGACAUCCCCCGGGUAUUGAGAAUGCUGACUUGUCCUGGUUCGGUGGGUGAUACCUGUAAUGGAGGGAUCCUAAUUCCGGCUAACAAUUUCAAUACUGUAGAGGCUUACUCAACUUCAAUACAAGAGUUACUAGACGUUUAUCCUGGUAUGGAACACUUGGUUGAAUGCCAGAUGGUAAAGGAUGCUUUUUCUGAAAUCCUUCACGAUCACUGCAAACCUUUAAAGAGAUACGCAAGAAUGACUUGGGCAGCAUUUGUGUUUCUAUCAGUGGUAAUGAUGGCUUUGGUACUUACAUGGACAACUGAAGCACACCAUGAGCAAGAACAUCAUUCUUUAGGUGGUUCAGUAAAACCACACUCUACAGCAGCAGAUUUGCCAGAAUCUGAGACCACUAAAGCAACUAACAAUGACCAAAUCCAGGUCUAG